Danio aesculapii is the source of this 1740-nucleotide messenger RNA. It is a transcript of the gene stk26, whose product is annotated as serine/threonine protein kinase 26. Bases 365 to 1603 code for a protein of 412 amino acids. Gene Ontology annotation, biological process: protein phosphorylation. Lineage: Eukaryota; Metazoa; Chordata; Actinopteri; Cypriniformes; Danionidae. Gene Ontology annotation, molecular function: protein kinase activity; ATP binding. The transcript is spliced from 11 exons. The record is from RefSeq and is a predicted model, not a curated record.
UGUUCGCGGCUCCACCCAACGGCUAAACUCAAGCACAAAACAACUUUCUCAGAGACUCAUGGCGUCCAAAAGGAUCUCCUGACGAACAAACUCCGCACAAACUCUCCAAACAGCCUGUAACAAGCUGUCCAAAUCCGCCUGUCUCUCAAAAUAACAACUAAAAGCCGUCUUUACCAAGGAAUCAUGGUCACCGAGUGUCGACUUUAAGGCUAACCGAGCGCUGCUAGCUCAAGAGUUUGGCGUCGCGGGGAGUUUGACGAACAGUGUAAAUAUAGUGUAAAUACGGGACUGUUUAAGGGGAGACGAGGUGAACUUUUGUCCGUGUUUGUCCGAGAGCUUAUAGUUUGACUGUGGACCGGUGGAAAUGGCUCAGUCGCCGGUAGCCGUUCAAGUUCCUGGAAUGCAGAACAGUCGAACAGAUCCUGAGGAGCUGUUCACGAAACUGGACCGUAUCGGCAAGGGAUCGUUCGGUGAGGUGUUUAAAGGUAUCGACCGGCAGACUCAGAACGUAGUGGCCAUCAAGACCAUCGAUCUGGAGGAAGCAGAAGAUGAAAUCGAAGACAUCCAGCAGGAGAUCACCGUCCUCAGCCAGUGUGAUAGUCCUCACGUCACCAAAUACUACGGCUCUUACCUAAAGGGUAGUAAACUAUGGAUCAUUAUGGAGUAUCUGGGAGGAGGCUCAGCACUGGACCUGCUGCGAGCUGGGCCCUUUGAUGAAUCCCAGAUCGCUACCAUGCUGAAAGAGAUCUUGAAGGGUUUGGACUACCUGCACUCGGAGAAGAAAAUCCACAGGGACAUUAAAGCCGCUAACGUGUUGUUGUCUGAGUCUGGCGAGGUGAAGUUGGCAGAUUUCGGGGUUGCGGGACAGCUGACGGACACACAGAUCAAAAGGGAGACGUUUGUGGGCACGCCGUUCUGGAUGGCGCCGGAGGUCAUACAACAGUCCGCCUACGACUCAAAGGCUGAUAUUUGGUCUCUGGGCAUCACGGCCAUUGAGCUGGCCAAGGGUGAACCGCCAAACUCAGACAUGCACCCAAUGAGGGUCCUCUUCCACAUCCCCAAAAACACACCACCCACCCUGAAUGGAGACUUCACCAAGAUCUUCAAAGAGUUCGUCGACUCCUGUCUCAACAAAGACCCUACUUUUAGGCCAACAGCAAAGGAGCUCUUGAAACACAAGUUCAUUGUUAAAUAUGCCAAGAAGACGUCCUACCUCACCGAGCUCAUCGACCGACUGAAGCGCUGGAAGGCUGAAGGCCACAGCGAUGGAGAAUCAAGCUCCGACUCCGACUCUGAAACCAGCAGUAAGGACAGUGACUCCUCUCCUGAAUGGUCCUUCACCACCGUUCGUAAGAAGAAGACGGAAAAGAAGCAGCCCAAUGGCAUGGAUAAAGAGCUGCAGAAGAAGUCGGCCAGUUUAACCACCGUCAUGGCUCCUGUUUUCUCUGAGCUGAAGUCGCAGCACAGAGACAAUGAGAGGACGAAAGGAGUGAUCGAGAUGCUGGAGGAGAGUCUGCACACGGCUGAAGAUCUCUGUCCUGGAGUCACCGACCACAUGAUCACACACAUCCUGGACAGAGUGCAGAGGUUUUCUAUGAGUUAGUGUGAACGCCACUGUUCUGCUGUCAGCCCUGAUGACUGCACCUUAACACACUCUCUCACACACGCAUACAGAGAAACCAGGGACACACUAUCUGACCAUAACCAAAAGGAAAAUAUUCUCCUCUUGUCCCAAAGAAU